This is a messenger RNA of Musa acuminata subsp. malaccensis (wild Malaysian banana), 2139 nucleotides long. Lineage: Eukaryota; Viridiplantae; Streptophyta; Magnoliopsida; Zingiberales; Musaceae. The record is from RefSeq and is a predicted model, not a curated record.
CGAGCGCGUGUCGGGUUCGGGUGGAACGGUGUCAGACCCACCCUGUUCGUGGAAAGAAGGAAGAGCUCGAAGUCGCCGCGAUCAAGAAGAGCCCGAGUCGAAGGUUUUGGACGGCGGCGGUGUCGCUCCCGACCGCAACAAAUCCGUCGCCUUUCUCUCGAUUCCAUCCAGCCUCUCUUCUCCAAUGACAACUACGAUGUGACAAAAUUCAAGUGUGAAACGAGCAGUUCGUCUCCUGCCUGAGUAAUUUACUCACUUUCCCCUUCAAAUUUAGCUCUUAUCUUGCCAUGUUCAUUUUUGUUUCAUGGUAAGGUGAUGGUGACAAGAGUAAGAGGUUAAUUUUUUUCACCUUUCCAAACUUCAGGAACAUUUGGAAUGUUGUCUUUGGAGGCCUCAUUCCAAGGUACUCCUUCUCUGCAAGCAAGCAUCUCACAAUGGAGGGUCGGUUUGUAAGUCUGGGAGAAAAUGUUGAUUCUGGGGAGGACAUUUAGACAAUUCGGUUGCGUUGCGAGAGUUGUAGAGCUUAAAUGCCAAAGGUGCAGAUGUUAUCUCCCCCGACACUUUGUGCUUUCCAUGUCUGCCUUGUUUGGGUGACACUGGCAUAUGUGCUUUUGCUUCGCCCUUCGGAGGAUACGGCGGCGGUGAGGGUAUUAGUUCUUUACGUGCAUCUCAUGGUUUUCUCCACCUGUGUUGGUCUGUUUCCGGGUACGCUACACGUGAAGCUUUGUGCAAGUGUGGGGCCCGGGCGGGACCCGUCGAGUGUCGCUGGGGCAGCUUAUUAUGAGGCGGUGUAAUCGGGGUGCGGAGAAUUUUGGCUUCGGAUGAUGCGGGAUCCACUGUUGCCUCCAGUCACGCGGCAGGUACGCGUUGCGGCGGAAGAAAUUUCAGGUAAAUGACGCAAAAGCGCUUGGGGGAGCUGACGUGUAUAAAAUGCAAGCUAGAAUUCUCGAAGCGAGACGGAGGGAGGCGGUUACUUUCUUGCUUCGGUCUCUCCGCUAUUUCGUUCUCCUCCUCUUUCUUUGUUUCGAUCUCCCUCCGAGGUCGCCAAUGGCCGCCUCUCUCCAAGGCUUGGUUCCCCUCCGACGCCCUGACCCUGAUAUUUAUGGCAUCCGACCGGGCGCCGACUCCUUCCCGGUGGUCGUCGCCCCCUGCUUCCUGGGUCCGGCCCAUUCCCCGCUCUCGAAGAGACGGUUGGGAGCUCGCCUCGUGUCCGUGGAUCGGCGGUCGAUGAAAAUCAUUCCUCUCGCGGCUUCUCGCGAGGAACAGAAUCGUUCAGAUAUUGAAUUGGAGAAAGGAGCUGGGGCAUCACAAGAAACAUGGAAGAAGGCACUACAACGAUUCAUGACUGAAGCCCUGAAAGUCAUGGCCGUAUCAGAAGGAGCAUAUGGGAUUUACUCAAAGAAAGCAAUAGAAAUAUUGAUGGAUACAUUUGAGAAGCUCAAGAUCCAAGCUGAUAAAGCACGGGAUGAUUUGAGAAUAAUAGCCAAAGAAUUUUCAAAAGAAGGAAAAGAAUAUUUUUCAGCAGCAGCGAAGAAUUCUCCUGACUCAUUGAGAGACAUUUUGGAAAUUUAUGCAUCACCAAGUGACUUGAAGAACACGUCUGCCAUUAGAGAUUUUUACCUUGGAAUUCCAUAUGGUUCCUUUCUUGCCGUUGGUGGUUUCAUUUAUUUCAUGCUAACCGGAAGCAUUCCUGCCAUUCGUUUUGGUGUUAUACUUGGCACUGCAAUUUUGGCUCUGAGCGUGUCAAGCUUGAGGUCAUGGAAGAAUGGGAAAGAAACCUCACUUCUUUUGAUAGGGCAAACUGCAAUUUCCAGUAUUAUAUUCUGCAGGCAGUGGUUGUUGUGUUCUGAGAGGGGUUCAUUUUCAAGCCUUCUGACAGUUCUUAUCAGUGGUGCAAUGGUAGGUUUCUAUGCCUAUAGGUUCGUGAUUGAUCAUCGUGAGGGUCCCAAGCGUGGAACAGAGUUCAGAGAGUUGGUGGUAAUUUUCUUUUUUCUUCUUUUCAAUCUUUGGUAAUUUGAACCCCUUUUCCACCAUUCUGAGCAGCUUCUUGUUCGCAAUUACAGAUUGGUGAAGGUGACCAAUAUUAAUCUCUUCCUUCGCCUGCUCUUCCGUCAACCUGAUUCGGAAGGAGUAAUUCGC